Closterium sp. NIES-65 is the source of this 1080-nucleotide messenger RNA. NCBI's taxonomy places the organism in Eukaryota, Viridiplantae, Streptophyta, Zygnematophyceae, Desmidiales, Closteriaceae. The record is from the annotation of a GenBank genome assembly.
AUGGCUACCCCUAGUGUCCUUACCUUUGAUGCUGAGGGUCGGGCUGUUGACUUUGAGGUCUGGGUCGAUCACCUACAACUUUUCCUACAGUGCGAUAGGGCAGAGAGUCUCUCCCUCUUCGAUCUCACGUCUGGUGCCUCUCCUACCCGGCCUGCUGAUGCUGACAGCACUGUUCGCUCACAGUGGGCCACAUGCGAUGCUGCUGCCCGUCUUGCUGUGCGUCGCCACUUACCGACCGCUGAGCGUGCGCACUUUAGUCAGUACAAGAGUGCUAAGACCUUGGACCACUUCCUCUCAGUUUGCCCCACCACACUCACCGUUGACCUCCUCGAGGAGCGCCUCCUGGCAGCAGAGAAGAGUAUAGUCGCUGUAGGAGCCUCUCGUGGUGACCCUCAUACCCCCGUCUUUGAGGGGUGUUCCCCCUCCCCCCUCUUGCCCUCUGUCGCCUCUACUGCUGCGGCCGACCUCGCUGGCUUCGAGUCGGUCGAAGCGGCGUCUGCCCCUAGUGGGAGACGCCGCACCGGCAAGGGCAAGGGGGGCAAGGGCGCUGGAGGAGCUGGCAGGGGCGACGGAGGUGGAGGGGGAGGCGGUGGAGGGAGUGGGGGUGGUGGUGGGAGUGGUGGCAGGGGUGGAGGCGUCGGUGGCAGCAGUGGAGGCGGGGGUGGAGGCGGCAGUGGUGGUGGGAGCGGAGGAGGCGGAGGAGGUGGAGGAGGCAGAGGUGGCGGCGGCGGCAGUGGAGCGGGUCAUAGCCCUACGCAGAGAGGUGGCCCCGGUGGUGGACAGCGCCAGCAGCAGCAGCGCACUCGUGAGACCUCUCCCCCCCAGCAGCUUCGUGAGUGGUACGCUGCGCGUCAGCGGGGUGGGGGUGCUGGCCCGUGCACCUACGCCCUCCGUACCGGUGACCGUGCGGGUGAGCAGUGCGGGGGUCUGCACUCCACCCAGCGCUGCUUCGGCCGCCUGACGGACGCUAGGCGUCACCAGUUCCCUGACGCCACAGAGAUCCCUCGCUGGGGGGAGCUGUCUAGGGCGGGAGUAGCUAUCUUUGAUCUUGACUUUGAUGCUAUUCUUGCUGCCAUGUAG